UGUGGGUGCUUUUUAGUGUUGAGGGGCGUGGUUUGAAGGGGCAAGAGAAGGAGUGUGCUUUGUUUUUCAGGCGGAUUCGUAGGUUUUAUGGUGAUUUGCAGUCGUGCAAUAGUCAUGUCUUUUAUACCCAGUGGUCUUCUAGUAGUCCGAGGCCUGUGGGGCAGGCCCAGCAUGCUGUCUCUACCGUGGGCGGUAAAGCGGAGGCUAGUCUGUUUAGCUAGCCAUAGUGUUGAAGGCCAAGUAGAGGGCGAAGUAUACGACGUGAUAAUUUCAGGAGGGGGCAUGGUAGGCACUGCCAUGGCAUGUUCCUUAGGUUUUGAUCCUAAUCUAGAGGGGAAGAAAAUUCUCUUGUUAGAAGCUGGUGGCAAAAAAACAUUUGACAGUGUUCAUCAGGAUUAUGGCACCAGAGUCAGCUCCAUCAACCUUGGCUCUGCUACUUUACUCAGUGCGGUUGGAGCCUGGGACCACAUUUUGAACAUGAGGUGUAAGCCCUUUAAAAGAAUGCAGGUCUGGGAUGCCUGCUCUGACGCACUGAUCACUUUUGACAAGGGAAAUCUCGAGGAUGAAAUGGGAUAUGUGGUCGAGAAUGAUGUCAUUGUUGCUGCAUUGACCAAACAGCUGGAUUCUUUGAAGGGUCAGGUGCAGGUUCGGUACAGAAGCAGAGUGGUAAAGUAUACAUGGCCACCUCCCUACCAUGUUGCAGAAAGAAGUCCUUGGGUCCAAGUGGAACUUGCCAAUGGGCAGCAACUUCAAACAAAACUGCUGAUAGGGGCAGAUGGGCCUAAUUCCAUGGUUCGAAGAACAGCAGGAAUUCGUACCAUCCAAUGGAACUAUGACCAAUCUGCUGUGGUUGCUGUGCUUCAUUUGUCAGAGCCCACAGAAAACAAUGUUGCUUGGCAAAGAUUCCUGCCUUCUGGGCCUAUUGCAAUGCUCCCGUUGUCAGACAGUGCCAGUUCAUUGGUGUGGUCUACCAGUCAUCAACAUGCAGAAGAUCUGCUCAGUUUGGAUGAAGAGACCUUCACUGAUGCUGUAAACUCUGCCUUUUGGAGUAAUGAGUACCACUCUGACUUAAUCGACACCGCUGGAUCUGUCUUCAGGUCGGCAUUAUCAUUAUUGAUUCCGUAUGGCUCGUCGCCACGCCAGCUUCCCCCCAGUGUGGCUGGCAUUGGACCUCAGAGCAGAGCUACUUUCCCCCUAGGUGUUGGGCAUGCAUCUGAGUACAUCUGUCAUAGAGGGGCUCUCAUUGGAGAUGCUGCUCACAGGGUGCACCCUUUGGCUGGUCAAGGGGUCAAUCUUGGGUUUGGAGAUGUGGUUUGUCUAACUCAGCACUUAAGUAAAGCAGCUUUUGAUGGAAAAGACCUAGGAUCUACUCCUCACCUGCUAGAGUAUGAAACUGAUCGGCAACGACACAACCUUCCGAUGAUGGCCGCUAUUGAUGCCAUGAAAAGACUUUAUUCUACAAAAAUGGCUCCUUUUGUCUUGCUAAGGACAUUGGGACUACAAGCCACUAACGCAAUCUCUCCACUUAAAGAUCAGAUUGUAGCAUUUGCCAGCAAAUGAGAACUUUCAAUUCAAGAAACAUCUGACAGUGCUGAAACAACAGAAGAAUAAUUUUGGAUGAAGCAUCAGCUUACUGUUUGAAAUUGCAAAACAAAAAUCUAUUCACCAUAAUGAUUGUAAAUGAAUAAAGUAUAUUUUAUAUA
This is a messenger RNA of Erpetoichthys calabaricus (reedfish), 1703 nucleotides long. It is a transcript of the gene coq6, whose product is annotated as coenzyme Q6 monooxygenase. Gene Ontology annotation, cellular component: mitochondrion. Bases 88 to 1560 code for a protein of 490 amino acids. The record is from RefSeq and is a predicted model, not a curated record. Gene Ontology annotation, molecular function: oxidoreductase activity, acting on paired donors, with incorporation or reduction of molecular oxygen, NAD(P)H as one donor, and incorporation of one atom of oxygen; FAD binding; 2-octaprenyl-6-methoxyphenol hydroxylase activity. NCBI's taxonomy places the organism in Eukaryota, Metazoa, Chordata, Cladistia, Polypteriformes, Polypteridae. Gene Ontology annotation, biological process: ubiquinone biosynthetic process. The transcript has 12 exons.